Molecule: messenger RNA, 1473 nt
Organism: Dioscorea cayenensis subsp. rotundata (Guinea yam)
Lineage: Eukaryota; Viridiplantae; Streptophyta; Magnoliopsida; Dioscoreales; Dioscoreaceae
Product: disease resistance protein SUMM2-like
Exons: 4
Coding region: 1-1473 (490 amino acids)
Molecular function (GO): ADP binding
Source: RefSeq, a predicted model, not a curated record
AUGGAAGAAUUGAUAGAUGAAGAGGUGGGAGAAAUUGAAGAAGACAAAGCCAUCACUACGUUUCCCAGACUAAAGUAUUUGACAAUAGUUCAUUUACCGAAGCUAGUGAAAAUAAGCAGUUGUGUAUUAGAUUUCCCUCAUCUGCCAAAGGUUCACUUAAUGGACUGUCCAAAUUUGAAGAGGCUUCCAUUCAAGCCCGAUAUCAUCAACAACCAAGGCCUAUUGAUUAAAUGUGAGAAGAAAUGGUGGGAGAUAUUAGAGUGGGAUGAUGCCACUAUACAAUCCCAAUUUUGCUCAAAUAGCACAGAAGAGGAAGAAAUUGCAGAAUUUUUUGAUGAAGCAGUUGGAAUGAUCGGCAUAUGCGGGAUGGGAGGUGUAGGCAAGACCACACUCUUGAAAAAAAUAAAUCAAUCACUAUUAGAUGAUGCAAACAUGGGAUUUAAUCAUGUGCUAUUUAUCGAAGCUUCAAAAGAUAUUCAGCUGAAAGAACUUCGAAAAAAGAAUGCUAAAGGCUUGCAAUUGGAACCUUUUGCCGGUAAAGAAGAUAUCUUCAAUGUUUUAAAAAGUAGCAACUUUGUAUUGCUUUUGGACAAUAUAUGGGAAGAAAUGUGUGCCACGAUGGGUGCAGAAGAAAUGAUCAUCAAAGUGGAAUGCUUGGAACCAGAUGAAGCAUGGGAUCUUUACAAGGACAAUGUUAUCGAGUCAAAUGAAAAUUUUAAAAAAAUAGCAUGGCAGAUGAUGAGAAAGUGUGGUGGUUUGCCACUUGCUCUGAAAGUGAACUCAGCAAAGAAAUCAGGAACUGAAAUAGUUCAAGGUGUGCAGGAAUCAUUACUUCCGAUUUUGAAAUUCAGUUAUGAUAAUCUACCUCGAAAUAUUCAGGAGUGUUUCUUGUGUGCUUCCAUUUUGCGAUGGCUAUAUAAAGAUGAUUUGUUAGAAUUAUGGAUGGGUUUAGGCAUAAUCGGUGAUUUUGUCAAUUUACAACAAGCUUAUGACAAAGCAGAAUAUAUCCUCGAGAUUUUAGAGGAAUCAUGUUUAUUGUAUUUUUCUGAUGAUAGUGGUGUGCACUUGCACAAAGUAAUUUAUGAGAUGGCAACGUGGAUAGCAUCAGACUAUAGGAGGAACAUGAAUAAAUGGAUAGUGAAAAGUUAUGAUUGGUUCGCAGUUGAAAAACCAUCAAUCAAUGCAGAGAAUUGGAUAUUCGCAAGCCGAGUGAUUAUAAGUGGCGAGGUGGAGCUUUUGCCAAUUUUGUCUCAACAGUGCUAUGAUUUGUUGUGUUUAAUGAUAAGGAAUAGUCAUAAUUUGAUAAAUAUUCCUGAAGGAUUUUUCAGACAAAUGCCAAAUUUGAUAUAUUUGUAUCUUUCAGGAACUGGCAUCAAAGAGCUUGCAAAGGACAUCAAACAUUUGGCUAAUUUACAAUGCCUAAACAUUUCAUUCACUUGGAUCUCAUCACUUCCAAGGAGUUGGCAUAUUUGA